AUGGUAGUUGAUCCUGCUUAUGAGAAGGGUGCAUGGGACUUUGUCCAAGCUGUGUCUGCGGGUGAUGGAGCUGAUAAGUUCAUUAUCUGCCCUUGCACAGACUGUCGGAAUGUAGAUCGGCAUUCAGCUGCAGAUAUAGUCGAUCAUCUGGUUAGAAGGGGAAUGGAUGAGGUGUACAAGCAGCGUAAGGACUGGUAUCAUCAUGGAGAAGUAUACUCUGUGGCUGAAGGCGCGAUGAAAGAGAAGCAGUGUAAUGAAGAGAUUGUUGGGUUGUACAAAGCUGUUGAGAAUUUAGAUGAAGAGUUAGCUACUGAACGUGACUUCUGUGAGAUGGCAGAGGGAGAAGACAUGAAAGAAGAUGAGUUCUUGGCAAAGAUUGCAGAUGCUGAAACCCCAUUAUAUCCAAGCUGCGCAAACCAUAGCAAGUUAUCAGCCAUCGUGUCAUUGUUUAGGCUGAAGACUAAGAAUGGCUGGUCUGACAAUAGCUUCGAUGAUCUACUUGAGACGUUACCGGAGAUGUUACCAGAGGAUAACGUGUUGCAUACAUCACUGUACGAAGUUAAGAAGUUCUUGAAGUCUUUUGAUAUGGGUUAUGAGAAGAUUCAUGCGUGUGUUAAUGAUUGCUGCCUGUUCAGAAAGAAGUUGAAGAAGCUCGACAGUUGUCCUAAAUGUAAGGCCUCAAGAUGGAAGAUUAACCAGCACACUGGUGAGAUCAAGAAAGGUGUCCCACAGAAAGUAUUAAGAUACUUUCCAAUAAUCCCACGGCUAAAGAGGAUGUUUAGGUCUGAAGAAAUGGCCAGAAACCUAAGGUGGCAUUCUACUAACCAGAGCAGCGAUGGGAAACUAAGGCAUCCCGUAGAUUCUGUGACAUGGAAACAGAUGAAUGACAAGUAUCCCACAUUUGCCGCUGAGGAAAGGAAUAUACGGCUGGGACUCUCUAUGGAUGGAUUUAAUCCUUUCAACAUGCAGAGCAGUAAGUACAGUUGUUGGCAUGUGCUGUUAGUUAACUACAAUUUGCCUCCUAGCCUAUGUAUGAAGAAGGAGAAUAUCAUGCUAACACUGCUCAUUCCUGGUCCACAACAGCCUGGUAAUAGUAUUGAUGUCUACUUAGAGCCAUUAAUAGAGGAUUUAAAUCAGUUGUGGAGCAAAGGAGAGUCAACAUAUGAUGUUGUGAGUAACACUGCAUUUACAAUGAAGGCAAUGCUGCUCUGGACUAUUAGUGAUUUCCCAGCCUAUGGAAAUCUAGCUGGAUGCAAAGUGAAAGGAAAAAUGGGUUGUCCUAUGUGUGGGAAACACACUGAUAGUAUGUGGCUGAAGUUCUGUAGGAAGCAUGUGUAUAUGUCUCAUAGAAAGGGUCUCCCACCAACGCAUAGAUAUAGGUCGAAGAAGGCUUGGUUUGAUGGACACGCUGAACACGGGAGAAAGUCUAGGAUACUAUCUGGUCAUGACAUUUCCAAUAACCUGAAGCACUUUGUUAACAACUUUGGGAAUUUUAGAGAAGCUAUAACGAAGAGGAAAAGAACAGUGACUGUUGAAGAAGACUGUGAUAUUGAGGACGUUUCCAGUGAAUCUGAGGCAGAGGAAGAAGAUGAAGUUGAUGAGGAGGAGUUGUCAAGAUGGAAAAAAAGAUCAAUCUUCUUUCAACUUCCUUAUUGGGAGGAACUACCCGUGAGGCAUAAUUUGGACGUAAUGCACAUUGAGCAAAAUGUGGCAAAGAGCAUUGUCUCAACGUUACUUCACUGUGGGAAUUCGAAGGAUGGUCUCAAUACACGUAAGGAUCUGGAACAUCUUGGUAUUAGAAAGGAUCUGCACCCGAGGGCCAAAGGGAAAAGGACUUACCUACCAGCAGCACCUUGGUCUUUGUCGAAGAGUGAGAAGAAAGUAUUCUGCAAGCGACUUUCUGAUUUUAAAGGACCUGAUGGAUAUUGUUCAAACAUAUCUAGGGGUGUUUCAGUAGAAGAUUGUAAGGUAUCAGGUCUCAAAUCACACGAUUAUCAUGUGCUGAUGCAACAGUUACUCCCGGUUGCAGUUAGAGGAUUAUUACCUAAAGGCCCGAGACUAGCAAUAUUACGGAUGUGUGCAUUCUUCAACCGGUUAUGCCAGCGAGUAAUAGAUGUAGAGCAGAUUUCAAAAAUGGAAGCAGAAGUUGUGGAAACUCUCUGUAUGUUUGAGAGAUUUUUUCCUCCAAGCUUCUUCGACAUAAUGGUUCAUUUGACAGUUCAUCUUGGAAGGGAAGCUAAACUAUGUGGUCCAGUCCAUUUUCGCUGGAUGUAUCCAUUUGAGAGACACAUGAAGAUCCUGAAAGACUAUGUUAGAAACACUGCGAGGCCAGAGGGUUGUAUUGCUGAGUCCUAUCUUGCAGAAGAGUGCAAGUUACAGAGAUUAUCUUGUUGGACUAUAAUGUCUUUUACGUUCCUCUAUUCAGGUGUCAAUGAGCAGUACGAGGAAACGGAGUUAAGGGAUCCAUACAAAUUAGCUUCUCAGGCAAAACAAGUGUUUUACUCAAGGGAGGAUGAUACAUUCUGCUGGUAUGUUGUCCUAAGAGGUCUAUCAAGAAGAUACAAUGAAACAGAAGAAGAAGAUGUCAACAUAGAUAUUGGACCAUUGCCAUCAAUCAUUGAUAUGGAUGUUGAAAUAGAUGAAACUCACAAUGCCCGAGUUGAUUGUGAAGGCAUAUAUGUGUAA
Messenger RNA from Brassica oleracea var. oleracea, 2685 nucleotides. RefSeq lists its product as uncharacterized. The transcript has 5 exons. Bases 1 to 2685 code for a protein of 894 amino acids. Lineage: Eukaryota; Viridiplantae; Streptophyta; Magnoliopsida; Brassicales; Brassicaceae. The record is from RefSeq and is a predicted model, not a curated record.